Molecule: messenger RNA, 1607 nt
Organism: Tarenaya hassleriana
Lineage: Eukaryota; Viridiplantae; Streptophyta; Magnoliopsida; Brassicales; Cleomaceae
Product: zinc finger protein VAR3, chloroplastic-like
Exons: 10
Coding region: 112-1410 (432 amino acids)
Cellular component (GO): cytoplasm
Molecular function (GO): mRNA binding
Source: RefSeq, a predicted model, not a curated record
AAUUGAUAUACCUUGAGAAGGGUCAAAGUGCAAAUACUGAUAUCUACAGACGAAAAUUCCAAACCCUCCCGAAAUCUCUCUCUUUCUCUCGCCGGAAUCUUACCGAAGAAAAUGGCGUUUUCCAAAAUCUACCUCGUUGGAAAUUCCAUUUUCGGUCCUCACAACCCCUUCUUUCGCAUCCCAUCCAAUCGCUUUUCCCGUGUCUCCCUCCGCCUCCGCUGCUUCUGUAUCGCCGCCGCAGCGGCGGAUGCUUCUCCGCCUCCCCAUCCAUGGACGGAGUGGAUGACCUUCGUAGACAACUUGAAGACUAAGGGUUACUUCUCCGGAGAACCUCCAAACACCGAAAAUGGUGGCUCCGAGAUGAUUUACCGGGAAAUGAACCUGGUUAAGGAUGCUUGUCUGAGCUUCGCCCGCGAUCGCUACGACCUGCUCAAGUUGUUGCCUUCGAGGGAUAUAGAGGCUCUUGUGGAGCGUGGAUGCCCCAAUCUCUUGCGAAAAGCUGUUAAUUCGUCCAAAAGGCUACGGGCCCAUGCUAGAUUGGACGAAGGAGAUGUCUGUGGUACUUGUAGUCUGCGUGGCUCUUGUGAUAGGGCUUAUAUAACAUUGAAGGACUCAGAAGCUAAUGCUCGCACAGUGGACAUUAUGCGCAUAUUGUUGUUCAAUGCGCUUGAUUCCCUCGUGAUUUCCAGAGGGGAGAGACCUCCAGACAAAGAGCUGGUUGAUGAGUCGUCAAAGAAACUUCUUUUGGAGUUGGUUGAAUUGAGUCAGAACUCCCCUGACCCUCCUGCCCUGCCGAAACCUGCUACCAAGGGUUCUUUGUCAAGGAGGGAUCGGGGUUUGAAGUUGAAGACUGAAAAAAGUCUCAACAAAUGGAGCUUUGUGGACUUUUCUGGGAAUGAAAACUGCCAAGACUCCAAUGAAACCCCCAACAAAAGCUCUGGUGCCUUUGAAGUCAAGAAAGGAGAUUGGUACUGUCCUAAAUGCAACUUUCUAAACUUUGCCAAAAAUUCAAUAUGCCGAGAGUGCAGUGAAGUCCCUGACAAACUUUCUGUCGUUGCUGAUGUCAAGGAAGGAGAUUGGAUAUGCACUAAAUGCAAUUUCUUGAACUUCUCAAGAAACCGGCUCUGCCUGAAAUGCAAAGCAGAUGGACCUGAGAAAAUUUCCACUCGGAAUACUGAAAUGAAGAAAGGAGAUUGGAAUUGCUCCGGGUGUGGAUUCAUGAACUUUGCUAGCAACAAACAGUGUCUACGUUGCCCAGUACAACGUCCCAAUAGCGAACUAUAUCAUGGAGAAUGGAAUUGUCCGUCAUGUGACUUCUUGAACUUUAGUAGGAACAAUGAGUGCAAGAAAUGCGACCACAAACGCCCAAAACAAGCAACAACAGGUGCAGGUUCAAAAGCUGGUGAGUGAGCUGUUGGGGGAAGAAGACAAUAGGUCCGUCUUAAGACUACGGACAAAUAAUUUUGCAGAUGCAUGAGGAGGUUUCUGUAUAGGGUAACCUAUCACAAGAGUUCAUCCCAUUAACCUUCCUCACCUGCACACGUGUGUAUUCAAUUCACUUGCACUCUACAUCAGUUUUUAUAUCAAACAAAUUCUAUUUGGAAACA